This is a messenger RNA of Harmonia axyridis, 1284 nucleotides long. RefSeq lists its product as uncharacterized. The transcript has a single exon. NCBI's taxonomy places the organism in Eukaryota, Metazoa, Arthropoda, Insecta, Coleoptera, Coccinellidae. The coding region runs from base 1 to 1284 and encodes 427 amino acids. The record is from RefSeq and is a predicted model, not a curated record.
AUGAUUAUUCAGAAACUAGAUAACGCUACAAUUAAACGUUUUGAAUUACAAGAAUGCUCGUCAGAUAUUCCAUCGUUCCGAAAUUUACACAAUUUCCUUCUGAAUCAGUGCACCGCUUUAGAAUCUGCAGCUCUCUCUACCUCCAUUAAACCCAAAUACAGUCCACUUCCUCAAACUCAAACCAAACAGCAAAAACCUUCCUCGAGUAAAUCAACCUCCACUUUUCUGGCUCAAACUGAUAAUAUUUCUUCAAAAAUAAGAUGUAAUUUUUGCAAUUCACCACAUACUAUUUACAAAUGCUAUUCAUUUCUGUCCAAAACUCCAACUGAAAGAAUGAAAAUUGCCCAAAGUAACAAUUGGUGUAUUAAUUGUUUGCAUUCAGCGCAUGACAUUUCGAAAUGUGCUUCUAAAUCAAGUUGUCGCACUUGUUCUAGGAAACACCGUUCUCUGCUCCAUAUCGAUUCCGAUGAAAAUAAAAAACAAACCUCUCCCUCUUCUUCUGAUAUCAAUUCAUGUAACUCAGCUCAGAGUUUCACUACCACUGCGUCUUCCAACGUUCUUCUCGCUACAGCUCAGGUAGAAAUUCUCGAUGCCUGGGGGAAUUAUAAAACUGUCAGAGUUCUUUUAGAUAGUGGUUCCCAAACUAAUAUAAUUACUAAAAAGUGUGUUGCUUCACUAGGGUUAACAUUAUCUAAAUCAUUUCUAUGCAUAAAAGGCAUAGGAGAAAGAUCAUCUCCAUCAACUUCCACUGCCACUUGCACAAUCCGCCCCCGAGAAGGGAUUCACCCAAUCUUUACCUUCGAUGCUGUUGUCAUCCCAAAGAUAUGUUCAGACUUGCCAAACUUCACAACAAAAUUUUCAUUCCACGAUUCACUGAAUUUGGCGGAUCCAAAUUUCAAUAAACCUGGUAGUGUCGACAUACUUCUGGGAGCUGAAAUAUUUCCCUCUUUACUUCUUGAUGGUCGUCAAAAAGGUGGAGUAGGAGAACCUUCAGCACUCGAAACUGUUUUCGGUUGGGUCUUGAUGGGUAGAACUCAUUCUUCUUGUAAGGUAGUAAAUUCAUUGCAUGUGACUCUAGAUUCAUCUCUGAACGCAACUUUGAAGGCAUUCUGGGAACUCGAAGAACUUCCAAUUUUGGCAUCAGAAUCACAUUCUGCAGAAAAAUGUAAUACCUUCCGAGCGAACUGGAGGAACGUUCAACAAAACGCCAAAAAGGGAUGUUAUUCCUGUGACAAACCGGGCCUUUUCGCGAGGGAAUGUCGGACUUUUGGGAGAUCGAAAUGA